Molecule: messenger RNA, 1907 nt
Organism: Nerophis ophidion (straightnose pipefish)
Lineage: Eukaryota; Metazoa; Chordata; Actinopteri; Syngnathiformes; Syngnathidae
Exons: 2
Coding region: 130-1056 (308 amino acids)
Source: RefSeq, a predicted model, not a curated record
GGCACAGUCUUAUAUGCUGCCGCUGAUAAUCGUGGUGCUCACUCCCUUGCAGGAUUCCUGGAGAGCUUCACUGUUGACAAGUUCUGCAGAUUCUGUUUGGCAAGCAGUAGAGACGCACAACAGCAAGAGAUGGCUCUGCAAGAGAAAUUUAUCAUGAGGGUUAUUGUCUCUGAGGGAGAUAUCAGAAAGUUGACAAUGACAACACGACCGGACAGACUUGAAGAUUUGAUUGGCUGGCUUAAAGGCACUCUCCAAGCAAACUACAGCUUCGUCUUACAAUACCAAGACCCUGACUUUAACAACGGACUGUGUAACCUUGCAGAUGUCUCUGAGCUCCCAGAUACACCAACCAUCAAAAUCCUCCCUAUGAUUGACCUUGUACCAGUCACUGAAGCAGUCACCGAACAAUCUGGAUUGUGUAGUGACAGAAGUAGCCAGGCAGACACCGAAAUCCUGUCCACCUCCUCUCUGGAUAGAAGUGUGCAGUGGCCAGAGGUAUUUGAAAUUCCUAAAUUUUCAGUUGAUGUUGAGUACCGACUCCGUCAAGGUAACCUGUUGUAUAUGAGGGAUGGAACCUAUCUCAAAGUGACAAAAGAGCUGAAGCAUAAUAUCCUUGAGAAGCUGGCUGAGAUCAUCUAUACAUUUGACGCAUACCCAACAAAGGAAGAUUUAGCGGCUGUUGCAAAAGCCUUAAUAGAAACGCACCUAUGUCUUCAAGAACCAGGGUCACCCUCUGGCUGCGGUGGAUGGAGGAACAGCUUGAAGUUCAAGGUGGGCAACUACAGAGCCAAAAUGUGCAAGCCGGGCCGACUUGAUGUCACUGUCAACAGUGGUAAACGUGGAAGGUACUCUCCAAAUAGCGACCCUCCAAACAAGGACAUCAAGAAGCCAAGGAAAGGAGAAAUACAUUUCCUACCUCAGUAUCCAGAGGGGCUGGAUGACCACAACCUGGAAGCAGCUCGUCAGGUUCUGGUCAACGAAAUGAUGAAGGCAAAGCCAAAUGGGUCCGUUAUUAAGAAAGAGAUGGAUGUGACCUUUGCACUUCGGAGAAAAUAAGUUAUGAAAGAAAAGCCUGCAAUUACUCAGAUUGCACAUCGAUGGCCAGCCCUUUUCUCCAAAAGCCAGGUUUGUAUGCCUGUUUUGAGUAUUUGCAAAAAAUGACUAUGGCCUUAAGAGCUCUGAAUGCAAUGAUGAGUAAGACUUUCAUUAGAGGAUUUGUGCUUUUUAGUUGUGACUGCAUUACUAUCCGAUUUUUUUAAAUGGUGGUUUUGUUCUAUUCCUCUUUACGUCUUAAUUGCUCGUGAUAGCCUUUGCCCGUGCAUCAAGGUACACUGAAAAGCGUACAGAGGCAUGUUUUAAAAUCAGAUAAUAAAGCAGGCACAAGCUGUUUAAAGAAUGGGCUUAUGCGUAACACCCAAAAAUUUUAAUUCUGUCAUCUACUCACCCCCGUGCUGAUGGAAGUUUGAGUUCAGUUUCUAGUGUCACAUAUCUCUGUCCAGUCAGGUUAUUAGCACUGAUCUAACAGUUUGGUUCCAUUCCUAUUGCUAACUACAGUAUGUUUUAUAGCACUGAUUUUGCAAUUUGAUUCCAUCCUUAUUGGUAUGUGAUUCAUGUUAUUAGCACUGAUCUAGCAUCUAGCAUUCCAUUCCACUUGCUAUGUUUUAAGGCAUUGGUACUGAUUUUGUUUAAUUCCAUCCAGACUCACAAGAGUCCUACUUGAUGCAGUCUUUGAUUUGAUGUGAUAUUUUGAAUACAAACCUAUUCUUUUUGUAUAAAAUGAUAAAGACACAGAUGCAACUCCAUUAUAGUUCAGCAGACCAAAGCGAGAUUGUAACUUUCGGUGAGAGUGACUGUAUUAAUGUUCUCACACUGUACUUGUUAAAAUGUUAAGAGGCAAGGUUUUUGUG